GCGGAUCAAAAUAAGAUAUUCCACAAGUAGUAAAAUAAUGUAGCGUGUUUUCGAACGUGUCCCUAUUGAACUGGCAGGUCAGCCGUCAGUCAGAGUCAGCUGGACAAUAACAAAAAAAUUAAUUAAAAAUAAGAAAAUACUAAUAGAAUGAAAUUCAUAUCCAAUGACCCAGAGAAGAAGAAAUAAAUAAUUGAGAGGGAAUUCAAAGAUUAGUUAAAACAAAAGUAAAUUCAACGGGUUGCCCAUUGAACGAUAAGAAACCGGUAAAGUUUAAUCAAAUGUUGGAUUCAUCUCCUGAAGACGAGGAUUUUCCUGGAAGAUUAUUACACCAAUCUGCAUUAUGGGACAACACAGAAUUACUCGAAGACCUCCUAGAAGGCGGUCAACAAGCCUUUUUAAAUUCCCAAGACAGUUGGGGAAGGACUCCCAUUCAUGCCGCAGUCAUAACUGAAAAUUCGAAAUGUUUGCAGCUGUUGUUAAACGCUGGUGCCGAUCCGAAUGUACAAUGUGGACCCAGAGGUGAAUACAAAUCACCAUUGCAUGUAUGCGCAGAAUAUGGGCAUUAUAACAAUAUUCAAACUCUGUUACAACACAAUGCAAAUAUUCAAAUAAAGGAUGGCAGUGGAUUAACUCCGUUGAAUGUAGCUGAAAAGUGCGGCCAGGCGAAAUGUGUUGAGCAGAUUAAAGAGGCUGCAGAUGCCAAAGAAAAGGCAAGACUGGAUAUCCAUGCCGCUAUCCGGCACGCCUGUUCCCAAGGGGACCUCAACUCGGUGCAACAACUUUUGUCUUCCCUGCAAAACGAUGCCGAACUCCUGGUUAAUAUGGCUCCUAGUGGCGCUAACACAUUACUAUUCACUGCCUGUGAAACUGGCAACCGUCAAAUAGUCAAAAUUUUACUGGACCACGGUGCAGAUGGUAGAUAUCACUCGGUUACAAAGUAUUCACCUUUGUACAUUGCAUGUUACCAAGGACAUCGUGAGGUGGUUGAAAUGCUUCUUAUCAAAUUUCCAGAGCUUGUGCAGCAACAUACAGUGGAAAGAUGGUUGCCAAUACAUGCUGCUUGCAUAAAUGGACAUCAUUCAAUUUUAGAGCUACUUUUUUAUUUUCCAUAUCCUACUAAUUUAUUACGGAAAUACAGAGAUGUCACUGAACAAUGGGAAUAUUUUAUGCCUUUUGAUUUAAAUGAAAGGGACGCUACUGGCCAAAAUAUUUUAUAUGUGGCUUCUCUAUUGGGUAAUAAAAAGUUAGUCGAAGUGAUACUGAAAUUUAAAAUUAAAGCCACAAGAAUUAUACAGUGUGGUAGCUCGGAAGAUGAUUUAACUCCAUUAUCAGAACCGGUUGUAAGUCCCACUAGAAGACGAAUUUCUGACGGAAUUAUGAAUAUCAUGUCCAAGUUACACCUUGCAAAGGAGUGUCCUGCAGAUAAUGAAUUUGAUGGCAACUCAAAAGCAAUUUGCCCGCUCAGAAUCGAUAUGUAUUGCAACAAUAACACUGAAACUGCCUUGCACGCUGCCAUCAAAGGUAGACAUUAUGACAUAACAUUGGCUUUAUUGAAUGCAGGAGCAAAUGCAAGCGCAAUUAUAAAACCUUAUCAUAAUAUGAAUGAGGAUGUCAGCUGUUGCUCUAUUGAUGACGAUCCAAGUUACUCUUCCUCUGGGUUAGUGGAAGCUUGCAGAAACAGAGAUGUACCUAUUGUUGAUUUGUUGUUGAAACGAGGAGCAAGAGAUGAUGAAUGUAAAGCUUUAGGAGUGGCCGUUGCUAAUAAAGAUGAAACACUUAUAGCAAAAUUACUUUCGAUUAAGGCUCAUCCAGAUCCGGAAUUCAAAAUAAACAAAAAAGCAAUGACCGAAAACAUAAAUUCCUCACAUAUAACAAUGUUUGCCAAUGUAUCAAGCCUAACGUAUUCCAGUUUAUUCCCGAACACGCCCACCAUGAUAAAUUGGCACAAUCAAAAAUGCGGAUUAACAGAGAUUAAAAUCCAAUGGCUGAUUGAUGCUGCCUUGAACUUGAAUCCAAAAUUGAAACAAAAUCCACGAAGUUACGACAUUGCUUUGUUUUCAAUAACAAGAUUGGACGUUUCCAAUAAUAGCUUGACUUAUGUACCAUUGGGCGUGUUUCAGUUGCAAAGUUUGAAAUAUUUGAAUUUGUCUCAAAAUCGAAUUGAAAAAUUGCCAGUGCCCGAGAUACCGCCUGUCAAAAAAGGGUUAAAAAGGAAGCCACGUAAAGAGGAUUUGUUGGGCUACAAUUGUCCUCUUUUGGAAGAAUUGUAUUUGCAAGAGAAUAGAUUGAAUCAAAUACCAGAGGAUAUUUUUAAGUUGCCGAAUUUGGUAACACUUGUUGUUUCGAAUAAUAAGUUGCAGCAUUUGCCUUAUGAGUUGUGGUUAGCACCAAAGUUGAAAGAACUGAAUGCGUCUUUUAAUUUUUUGAAGGAAUUACCCACAACACCUUUGGAGGCAAAAGAAGACUUUGAUAGAAUGAGUGUGAGUUCCAGUGAUAGUCAUCUUUCUAGUCUAACAGAACCAGAUUUUGAAAACGAAAUAACGGAAUUUGACAAGAUGAUUUGUAACGAAGAAAAUAUCCACACUGUUAGAUACCAGAAAAAAAAACGAUCUUAUUUACAACUGGAUCUAAAUCGCCAUCACAUCUGGAGUAAAAAUGUCGAAGUUACAGAACAAAUACUCCACAAUGACGAAAGCUCUCUAGAAAAAUGUUCCCAGUUAUCAGCCCUGAACCUGGCACAUAAUUUGUUCACAAGCAUCCCAGUAGUCCUACCUUGUUUGGCUGUGAAUCUCACAAGGCUCAAUAUGGCUUUCAAUACGUUAAGAUCAAUGUCACACAUAACUAGUUAUCCUAGCUCUUUGAAACAAUUGGACCUCAGUCAUAAUCAAAUAACUGUAUGGCCUAGUCUUCCACAGGUUGAAGCUCAAGAUAAUAUGGAAUUGGCUAAUUUGGCUUGUUAUAUGGAGAAUGUGGCUUUUAAAGGGAAAUCCGCUGAAGCAGGAGUUAGAAGGCAUUCUUCAAGAUCCGUACGACAUGCAGUACUACAUUCGGUAUGUGUCCACAGAAGGCACUUGCGAUUAGAUAAUCUUAGGACGUUAAUUCUGGCCGAUAAUCAGUUAAGUAGGAUACAGCUUAGUACAGAUGAUAAUGGAGAUAUGAGCGGUACUGAAGAUGAUGAACCAGAAAGAAAUCCUCAGACAACUAAAGCACGUCUGAUGUUCCCCAACUUAUCUAUGCUUGAUAUAAGCAAUAAUAAUAUUAGGGAAAUUCCGACGAAUGUUUAUGAUUUGACCAAUUUGUCUGUUUUGAAUAUUAGUGGGAAUCUUGGUAUAACGGAGCUCCCACCACAGAUGGGAUUAUUAUCGCGCCUGUGGAAUUUAAACACGCGCGGUUGCUCCUUGCAAGAUCCACUUAAAUUUAUGAUAGAAAGCAAAAAAUACAAGACUAUGGAUAUCAUAGGUUAUCUGAAAUCCGUUUUGGAAGAUGCGAAACCUUAUGCCCGAAUGAAACUUAUGAUUGUAGGCGUGCAGGGUAUUGGAAAAACUAGUUUGUUGGAACAAUUAAGGCAGGAAGGGGUCACGAGAAAACGACCAGAACAUUGGGGUAAAAGAAUGGGAAACAAAAACAUAAACAUUAAAACAUCCCGAGGCUCGAACAUGUCCACUGUUGGAGUUGAUAUUGGCGAUUGGAUCUAUGAAAAGAAAGUCCGAAAUCAGUCCGUACACGGUCCAGUUGUGUUUAGAACUUGGGAUUUUGGCGGACAAAAAGAGUAUUACGCUACACAUCAGUAUUUUCUCUCAAAAAGAAGCCUUUAUCUGGUAGUCUGGAAAAUACCAGACGGUCAUCGAGGUAUCAAUGAAAUCCUACAAUGGUUAGUAAAUAUUCAAGCUCGUGCGCCGAAUUCACCAGUUCUUAUUAUCGGUACACAUUAUGAUGUUGUGCAAGAGUUUAAUCCAAAUAUUUCGGAGGAGUACCAGCAAAUCAUACGAGAUAGAUUUAUUAACGUAGUUGAUGCUGAAAAAAUGGGACUACCUCGAGUAUUGGACACCAUAGAAAUCAGUUGCAAAACAAGGCACAAUGUUAAAUUGUUGUGCAAUUUGAUUUAUGAUACUGUAUUCAGCUUGAGGCCACCAGGCAGCAAAGAAUUACUCUUAGAACAAAAAUUACCUGCUACUUACCUAGCUCUAGAAGAUAUUGUAAACACGGUAGCCAAUGAUAGAAGAAUAAAUGGAUUAGAUCCAGUAUUAACUUCGGAGCAAUAUAAAUCAAUUAUGACAUCGGAAAUGCAACAAAGAUAUAAUAAAACUUUCAGAGAUUGGGCCGAGUUACAUCAAGCAACUUUAUUUUUACAUGAGAAUGGAGUAUUACUACAUUACGAUGAUGCCACACUCAAAGACCUUUAUUUCUUAGAUCCUCAGUGGUUAUGCGAUAUGUUAGCCCAUGUAGUAACAAUUCGCGAAAUAAAUCCUUUUGCGAGAACUGGGGUCAUGAAAUUAGAUGAUCUCAAACAUGUUUUCAAAGCCAGUAAUAUUGGACCUAUCGAUACUAGAGGUUACGUCGUUAAUUUGUUAAAUAAAUUUGAAGUUGCUCUUACUUGGGACUCGCGUACUUUAUUAAUUCCUUCGUUGCUUCCUUCUGAAGAGGAUAUGAUUAUUGCUCAAAUGUAUCCUGGACAAGCGGUACAACCACUGGUGAAAGUGAAAGUGCCACUUAGAUCUCGAGGUUGGGCUGUUAGAAGCAAAAAAUUGACGGUUUCACCAAAAUCUAUAUUAUAUAAAGAUGACGGCUCUCCGAGUUUCCAAAUGACUAUGUCGGGUACUCCUAGAGUUGAAGAACAACCAGAACUAAUUCAUUACGAAGUCACUGCCAGACAUACAGACAAAUCAAUAACACGUCUAUUGCUCAUGUCGUACUUCCCUUCCGGAUUUUGGUCCCGUCUUAUUUCCAGAAUCUUAGCAGACGAUAGUAUAAUCGAUAUAAUUAGGUCGUUUUUUGUUUUACCCAAAGACGUCGCUCAGGAUGUGCAUUUAGCAAAAUGUUUGGACUUGAAAGCCGAAUGGGUCCUUUGGCAAACUGGUUUACAAUUGAAAUAUGGUGAUAUCACUUUGUUUAGGAUGAAGGAGGUUUUGCAUAAUACUGCUGCGCAUUAUAGACAAUUGAAGUUCAAAAUAAAACAAGACAGCAUCUGGUGUGAUGUGGACCUUCAAAACUCCUCAAUACUAGAAAUCCAAUUUCCAGUUGAUUCCAUGGUAGUCAAGCCCAAAUUGUCAGAAUAUGCAGAUAUGGGCCAAUACAAAAUCAAAGAUGAACUAGUUAUAGAUUGCACCUCCGAGUCGACUGCCCAAUUAUUAGCCCUAGCAGUGGAUCACAUAGAUAUUUUACUAGAAGAUUGGUACCCUACGCUGGGCACUCGUUUUGUACACACUUCGGAAGGCAAAUUUUUAGUUACCAGGCUUGUCCCGUGUCCGCAAUGUUUGGGGCAAAGUCAAGAACUUGAUAAUUUUGAUAUGAAUCAACCAUCUACAUCUCAUAGUCACAGUCAAGAUUUUUUGCAAGAAAAUUUCAAUAGAGAUUUGUAUCGGAUAAGAAAAUCGCAAGAAUCAUGCACAUCAGAAAAUGAUAGCGGUGUAGAUCCAGAUUCAAGUGUUUCAAGUAGAAAUGUGUCAAUGGAAGGCCAUCCAAACGUUCAAAUAGACGAUCAAAAUGCUAAAAGUCCUAUUUAUUACUCAUGGCUAGUUGAGGAAUGUAUUUUAUCAUCGUAUAAUGAAAAAUCUGUUACUUGUCCAAGUCAUGGAGAAAUCAAACUUGCUAGAAUAGCUCCAGAUACUAUGUUCCUUGACUUAGGAGAAAGAUACAUAAUAAAACCAGAAAACAUAAAAAAAGGUAAACUCCUAGGCCGAGGUGCUUUCGGUUUCGUAUUCAAAGGCGCCUGUAAAGUCAGAGGCUCAAACAACAUGAUAGAUGUGGCAAUGAAAAUGCUCCAACCAGUACAGCCGGGACCAAACGCCCGUCAAUCGGCUGUACUGGCUUAUAAAGCCGCUCAAGGAAAAUGGGAUAGAGAUCCUCUACAAUACGCCUGUAAAGCUUACUGUACUGCCAGACAAGAGUUGAAUAUUUUGCUGAGUUUACGUCAUCCCAAUAUUGUACCUUUCGUGGGAGUUUGCACCACUCCGUUGGCAUUGGUUUUGGAUCUGGCACCACAGGGAGCGCUUGAUUUGGUUUUGAGGCAUUAUCGUAGAUCAGGAGCGAAAGUUGGGCCUUAUACUAUGCAAGCAAUAAUUUUACAGGUUGCCAAAGCUGUUGAAUACUUACACCGACAACAUAUUAUCUACAGAGAUUUGAAAUCUGAAAACAUUCUAGUAUGGGAAAUGCCGCCACCUUUUGUCGAUCAUCCAGAAUAUCCAGUGCAUAUCAAGGUGGCAGAUUAUGGUAUCAGUCGCCUCACUUUACCGUCAGGAACAAAAGGUUUUGGAGGCACAGAAGGCUUCAUGGCUCCAGAAAUUAUGCGCUAUAACGGCGAAGAAGAAUACACGGAAAAAGUUGACUGUUUCUCAUUUGGAAUGUUCAUUUACGAACUUCUCACAUUACACCAACCUUUCGAAGGCCACGAAUCGGUUAAAGAGUGCAUUUUAGAAGGAGGCAGGCCCCCGCUAACGUACAGAGAAACUUUAUAUCCCAGCUACUUCCUAGAUUUAAUGGUUUUAUGUUGGUCUCAACAGCCGAAAGAUCGUCCAACAGCCAGUCAAAUUGUAUCUAUAGCCAGUGCUCCAGAGUUUACUCAUUUAUGUGAUGUAGUGUCUUUGAAACAUCCUGCUUCUGUUGUUGCUUCUACUAGUGCUGCCUUGACUUAUAUAACUGAAGAUGGUCUCUCCGGUUCAGAAAUGUGGCUAAUGUGCGAAAAUUCUAGAGUUGAUUUGCUUCUAGCUGCCGACAGAGGUUGGUUACAGUAUCACACCAUGACGUUACCGAUAAGACCGUCAGCUACUUGUUCAGUGGGUGAUACGGUUUGGAUUGGUGAUUGUUCAGGGGCCAUUCAUGCUUACUCUUCUAGCGAUGGGCGAAAACUUUUUUAUUACGCUCUCGAAAUGGAGCCAAAUUCCCAAGUCCAAGCCCUAGUUCCUCUUGCUCCAUUUAAAAGAGUAGCGUGCGCCUUGUCAAAUGGUAGAUUGUUCCUGGUUAAUUCAGAAAUUAGGCCUUGUACACCUACAGCAGCUGAAGGCACGUUUGUUAUGACAGAAUUGGGUUUGACUUCGGGAAUCAAUUGUAUGUGUGCGAUAUUUAGGGAGGAAGAACGGGUGUGUGAAUUAUGGUGUGGAGGUUACAAUGGUCAAAUAACCAUAUACACAAUUAAAGACCAAGUUGUAGCAGGUCACGAAGUCCUCAAUCAUUACCAGCCCGUCAUAGAUUUGGUGGACGUUAUGAAUUUGGUGUCCAUGGAAAAUACUGUUUGGUCUUACGUCAGACCUGGUUGUGUGGUGUAUCAGUGGGACGUUAAAACUAGGUGUAUCGUAAAUAAACUGGAUUGCUCGAAGCUGGUACCUUGUUCUGAGAGCUUGAAAUCGAUUGCCAUCGAGGAACACUUGAGUCCUACCAAUUGCCAAGUUUCAACUUUAGUAGUUCUAAAUGAUGAAUUAUACAUAGGUACCACUUGGGGUUGCGUAAUAAUAGCUGAAAAAUCCACUCUAAGGCCAAUUACAAUCUUUAGACCGUACGAAGAAGAAGUUAAACUAAUAGUUCCUCUAGCUGUACCAAAAAGUAUUAACGAGAGUCACGAAAAUCCUCCGUUAAUAGCCACAAUUGGGCGUGGUUAUCGUAAUUUAUUGUCUAGAUAUACUAACGUACCGCUGCCUGUUGGCACUCCCCUUGCCAGUCCCAUGUCAAGUAAUUACAAGUUAUAUUUGAAUAAACCGAAUUUGUUUAUUUUAUUGUGGAGGGCCGAACAUUGGAAUGCGGUUUAAGGGUUAUCAUUUUCAUUUUGCUUGAUAGUAUAAAGGCUAGAUAGCAUUUCCGUCCAAAUGUUUUGCCUUUAACUAUGAGCCAUUAUUAUAUUACUGAAUGAAUCUGACUUUUGGGGUUGUUUUGCAAAUAAUAUUUGACCAACAUAUCCGAAAAUCAAACUGCCUUCAAGUUAAGGAGUUGACAGAUGAUGAUUGAAAGCUGCAUAUUAUUAAGUUUUAUUUUGCAAUAAAUCAGAAAUAUUUAUAAUGCAAAUAUAAAUAAUACCUAAGUUUUAAAUUCAGUAUAAGGUUUUUCAGAUAAUUUUCAACGAGGUAACUCUAUCUUUUUCCUUACUGUUUUGUGAUUGAUUUCUAUUCUUCAGUACUUUCCACUUAUACUUUGUGGAGAACUAAGAAAACUAGUUUACAUUUAGAUGCAUUUAGGAUGAUUUUGAUUUGUUACAAGAAAAAUCUCUUAGGAAAUAAAUAAAAAUAUGCCAAACAAAUAUAUAGGUAUAUAAUAAUAAUGAUUUGCUUGAAUUGAUUUGUGAACAAUAGCUCAGAUUAUGUAGAAGUAGGUUGAAAAGUAGGUAUCUUAUAUCUAAGUUUUUUUUUUGAACUGACUUUCACUGUUUUCAAAUAAUUUUUGUUCAGCUUGGAAAAUCAAAAAAAAAAAUAUAUAUAUAUAUAUGUAGAUUCUUCAAGCAUAUUUACUAGAUGAUUAUCAUUCAUCUUUUCCCACCUUUAUAAUUAUUUUGGUUUUUAAAGAAUUAUUUGUAUAGAUUUCUGACUAUCCUCUAAUCGGCUAUGCAAAUCAGAACACCCCACAUUUUGGAUAUAAUUUGUGACUCACUAUUUUGUAGCGUCCAGCUAUAGAGGUACCAUCUAUACUUUUAUCGUUUAGUUAGUAGUAUGUAAGCUUUAAUUUUGAAUGAAAUUGUAACUUUAACAUUAGGUAUUUAUUAUGUAUGAUGAUUUGUGAUAUAUUUUAAAUUAUUCAAUUAAUUUUUUUUAUUUUACGUAUUGUGAAAAUGCAUUAUUUCAAAAGCAUUCCAUAGUGAUAAAUGUUUUUACAGGGCACUGAUACUAAUAUAAUUUUAAUUGUUAUUUCUUAUUUAUUAUUAUUCAAAUGAUACACUUUCUUGUACUAUUUGGAUUUAAUUUAGACUGUUUCGUUUAAUUUAAUCUGUGAUGGUUAUUUGUCAAAAAAUAAAACAAUUAUCCUACUUCCA
This is a messenger RNA of Ceutorhynchus assimilis (cabbage seed weevil), 9169 nucleotides long. The record is from the annotation of a GenBank genome assembly. Lineage: Eukaryota; Metazoa; Arthropoda; Insecta; Coleoptera; Curculionidae.